CUUAAUUUUCCGGUCGGGUCGAGACAAGACAACCGGACCGGGGCGAAAGGCAAAUGGGGUUUCUUUCUCCCGUCUCUGACCCCGUUCGUUCUACAGCUCGAGCCCCCUUGUAGCACCUCUGGAUACUCUCUCUCUCUCUCUCUAUCUGUCAUAACACAGCGAAUCGGGAACCAACUUGUCUGCCAUAACAGAGCUCAACCACCAGAGCGUGGGCAGCUGAUGGAGGUUGCAGCUUGUGAUGGACCACCUGGAGCUGAAGGCACGAAAGACCAAAGAAGAGCAUCUCUUUCCAUGGGACAAAGGGGACAAGGCAUGAAAAGAACCACUGACCUGGGGUUGAUGGAUGGAGGAAGACAAGUGGCACAGCAGAGCCUCUACUUAAUCUUGUCAUUCUCAGAUCAUGAUCUCUUCUUCUUGGAAAGGAAGCCUCCUCCUUGUUGGUCACAGGGACCACGAGACGACGACGACACUACUACGGAAUGGAAGGCAACAGGCAGCCUUUUAAAUCCUCCAACCUCCUCAGACCUCUCCACAUCCAAGGGGCUCAUCCAGAGAUACUGAGACGGCAUUAAUUGCAGUCUCAAGCAGAAGCCAAGGAAAGGCUUGUGGUCUCCCGAAGAAGAUGAGAAGCUUUAUAAUCAUAUCAAUAGAUGUGGAGUUGGCUGUGGGAGUUCUGUGCCAAAAUGAGCAGACUUGUUUCAGCUCUUCCUUAUUGCUGAACUUUUUCCUUCUCUACACUUGGAUUUCCUCGAUAUAGUUCAGAGCCUUCUUUUCUUAAUUAUUACCGGACUGCAGUGCUGUGGGAAGAGUUGCAGGUUCAGGUAGUCAAUUACCUGAGACCAGACCUCAAGAGAGGCAGUUUCUCUCAGCAAGAAGAUGAGUCAAUUAUAAACCUGCAUGAAGUUUUGGGCAAUGGGUGACUACCGAACUUGAAGGGAACCUCUUGACCAACUCGUAGUGCCGAACUCUCUCAUGUUAUGUGAUUGCUGGUUGUCCAAAAUUGCGUCACAACUGCCCGGAAGAACAUAUAAUGAGAUCAAGAACUUUUGGAACUCAUGUCUCAAGACAAAACUCAGAUGAAGGGGAAUCGACCCGAACACCCACAAGCCACCGAGUGAUGGUGAAGAAGCACAAGUGGCGGUGGCCGGAAGAACACAUUUCUCAGUGUGCUGGUGCUGCUUUCGACCAGUUACCUUUGAAGCCAGUCUUCGACUCCUUCCCACUGAUGGAAGCACAGACAUUGCUUGGAUUCAGUAGGGAAUACCGUUGACAUAUACGGCCAAUUGCACCAGACUUUUAAUCUACUUGGACAGAAUGAAGGUUUAGCCAACUCAGGUUUAUUGGAUCAUAGCAGUGCGUUGGAUGCUUCAGAGAACUUUGGACAUGGGGAAGGCUCGAGCAGCAGCAACAGCAUCUGGAUCUGCCAUGGUAUGUGGAUCAAUUGGGCGUGGGACUCCAGAAUACAAGUGUGAUACUCGUCUUCGUGCGACUAUGUAGUGGCAGUGAUCAAUGUAAGUCCUACUUGUUCUUCCAAAUUCUUUCAUGAAAGAAACCAUUAAUUCUUACAA
This is a messenger RNA of Musa acuminata AAA Group (dessert banana), 1568 nucleotides long. RefSeq lists its product as uncharacterized. The transcript is spliced from 4 exons. The coding region runs from base 220 to 561 and encodes 113 amino acids. NCBI's taxonomy places the organism in Eukaryota, Viridiplantae, Streptophyta, Magnoliopsida, Zingiberales, Musaceae. The record is from RefSeq and is a predicted model, not a curated record.